UGUGUGUGUGUGUGUCGUGACGCAGCCGCACGCGCAGCUGGACAUCAGAGAGGAUCAAAGCGUCUGUGCUUGUGUCCCGUUAAGCUCAGUGAACACACAUACAGUAUUUUUGUUUUUUCCUCUUCUUUCGUUUCUGAUCUGUGACCGGUGAAGGAAUGAUUUCAGCACCGCGGACAGCAACAAAACUCCCGUACUGCCACGAGUCUUUUCAUAAUCUCCAGGAGCUGAGACAUAGUGCGUCUUUGGCCAACAAGGUCUUCAUUCAGCGAGACUACACAGACGGCACCGUAUGCAAGUUUCAGACCAAGUUUCCUUCGGAGUUAGACAGCAGGAUUGAAAGGACACUGUUUGAGGACACGGUGAAGACGCUGAAUAAUUACUAUGCUGAGGCGGAGAAGAUCGGAGGACAAUCCUAUCUCGAGGGCUGCCUCGCUUGCCUCACGGUUUACCUCAUCUUCCUGUGCAUCGAGACACAAUAUGAAAAGGUGCUGAAGAAGAUCUCGCGGUAUAUUCAGGAGCAGAAUGAGAAGAUCUAUGCUCCUCGAGGUUUACUCAUCACCGACCCUAUAGAAAGAGGCAUGCGAGUCAUUGAAAUAAGUGUGUAUGAGGAUCGUGGAUCGAGCGGUUCGAGCUCAGGCAGCAGCACAACUAGCAGCAGCGGACGAUAAUUUACACACAAAUGAGCACUGUAAUCCUCACCCUUCCUCAUGUGUACUCGUGGUCCAUGUCUGCCUUCAUACUGAUGCUCGUUGAAACAUCAGCAUCGCCAAACUGAAACUGCACUGAGACACGUCACAUCAGCUGUAUCCAACACAUCAUUACCUCAGACCUGCACUUCAUCAGGACAGACGUUACCACGGUAACAGCAUCUCCACGUGAUCUUCCAGCACCUUCAGACCUCAUAUAAGUCAUAUACUGUAGCAUUCUGGGUAAAGUUUACAUUAAAUUCCGCUCCCUGUGAUAUGCAACUUCAACCCUGCCGUGUGAUGUAGCAUGCAAGAGUCUUCCAUUGUACUUUAAUAUUGUUUGUUAUUUUUGAGCUUUUGUUUUUAUGUGUUUGGAGAUGAGCAUUCUUACUAUAAUUUUUUGGGAAAAAGAUUAAAUUUGGUAAUUAAAAAAAGAACAACAUGAGUGUGGCCAUGCCUACAGUAGAUAUUUUAUAAAGGCUUCACACACUGCCAUCUGAUAGCAUUUGGGUUAUGUGUGACUUUACAUCAGUUUUUUAUUGUGGUGUAGAAACCAUUAGCUUUUUACUCAUAAUAAUAGAGCGAAAAAGUGAACACUUCACUGCCAAGGCAUUUACCUUCAUUGUGAGCUUCCAUUUUUAUAUUGAGAACAUUUGGCCUUUAUUUAGGCAAAGAGAAGUUAACUCAAAAUAAUUAUGAGUGCUUUUUCUGUUGCGUAGUAAAGUGAAUAAAUGAACAAUGAAUAAAUAAUUUAACUCAAAUUA
Molecule: messenger RNA, 1450 nt
Organism: Paramisgurnus dabryanus
Lineage: Eukaryota; Metazoa; Chordata; Actinopteri; Cypriniformes; Cobitidae
Gene: golga7ba
Product: golgin A7 family, member Ba
Biological process (GO): protein targeting to membrane; peptidyl-L-cysteine S-palmitoylation
Cellular component (GO): palmitoyltransferase complex
Source: RefSeq, a predicted model, not a curated record